Molecule: messenger RNA, 1098 nt
Organism: Rosa rugosa (rugosa rose)
Lineage: Eukaryota; Viridiplantae; Streptophyta; Magnoliopsida; Rosales; Rosaceae
Product: zinc finger protein ZAT10-like
Exons: 1
Coding region: 131-931 (266 amino acids)
Molecular function (GO): DNA-binding transcription factor activity
Source: RefSeq, a predicted model, not a curated record
CCAUUUCUCCUCACUCUCACUCAAAACCAAUCCAUCCUCCCUCCUCUCUCUCUCUCUUAUUCACAGAAUACUCUACACUUAUCUCUCUCUGUGUUUUCAACAAGCAAACCAAUUUCACUAGCAAUUUGUUAUGGCCCUCGAAGCUCUUAACUCUCCGACUGCCGCCGGCCAAGGCUUCCACUGCGACGAGCCCAAGCUCCAGUACUCGGAGCCAUGGACCAAGCGCAAGCGCUCCAAGCGUCCACGAAGCGUAGAGCAGACUCAAGUCUCUGAGGAGGAGUAUCUCGCUCUCUGCCUCAUCAUGCUCGCUCGCGGCGGUAACAGCGGAGGACCCAUCACCGCCUCACACCGCAGUCAGUCUCCGGUUCCAAGUGUUUCUCCUGUUAUUGAACAGGCCACGUCAGCACCGGCCAAGGAGAAUCAGCUGCUCAGUUACAAGUGCUCUGUUUGUGACAAGACUUUUCCCUCGUACCAGGCUCUGGGUGGACACAAGGCCAGCCACAGGAAGGGAUCUUCCGCCGUCACCGGCGGCGAAGGACCCUCCACGUCAUCCACCACCACCACCACAUCCACCGUCACCGUCUCCAACGCCUCCGGUAGGUCCCACGAGUGCUCCAUCUGCCACAAGUCUUUCCCCACCGGCCAGGCAUUGGGAGGACACAAGCGGUGCCACUACGAGGGCGGCGCCACCGCCACCAGGUCCGCCGCAACCACCAGCGCCGUGACCACCUCGGAGGGAGUGGGGUCUACCACACACACCGUCAGCCAGAGCCACCAACACCGCGAAGCGUUUGAUCUGAACUUACCGGCCUUCCCGGAGCCGUUGUCAAGGAAUUUCUUCCUCUCCGGCGACGACGAGGUGGAGAGCCCACAUCCGACGAAGAAGCCCCGUCUAUUCAUGACCCCUAAAGUUGAGAUAUCACUCAAUUAGGGCCGGUCACGAUGACGACACCUAUAGAAAUUAAUUAGGAAAUUAUAAUUUUCAUUAUUUUAGCGUGUAUUUUUCUUUUUUGGUUGGAAUUCAAUUUGUUUGUUAUGUACAUACUAUUAUUUAGCUUCCUAUUGAAGUACUUGGAAAUUCAAUUGAUUUUUUUCCUA